AUGUCCCAGGUGCUGCAGAACCACGUGCUGCGUGUCGGCCAGACCGUCUGUGUCUCCUCCCAGGAGAAAAGCCAAAGUCUGCACCCAGCAGGGUGCUGCCCUGCACUGCCCAUCCAGUGUGUCUACUACUCCAGGGAGAGCUGGGCCAACGCCCCCUCCAUGGUGCCCACCACCAGCACACGGCUGCGCCCCGGUGCCCGGCUGUGCACUGCCCACCCGGUGCUGGAGCAGUUGGCCUCGCAGGGCACCUCUUUGGAGACCCCCACAGCCCCCUGCCAGCCCGAGGAGGAGGAGGAGACCAGCACGGAUGCUGAGGCCCACCAGGUGUCUCCUACCUUGGACAUCUCCAUAGAAAGCCUCAACCAGCUGAUCCUGGAGAUCGAUCCAACCUUCCAGCCGCUGCGCUGCGAGCCGCUGAGGGAGGAGCUCCAGCCGGCUGCCCGGGGGGACGCUGCCGCCCGGAGAGCAGAGCCGCAGGCGAUAGACACCAAAUACAUCGAGCUGGCAGCAGGCAGAGCCACGGGGCCCGAGGGCUGCCCCAGCCCCUCCGCCACCCCCAGCCCCUUCUCCAGGUCCCCCCAGGGCAACAGCUUCCUGGCCCACAAAGGGGGGCUCAGGGGCACCUACAACACCGGUGGCAGCCUGGUUUUCUCCAGCCCAUCCAGAGCCACCAGCCCCAGCCCGGGCACCCCAACCGCUGCCUCCCCGCCCCGUGGCAUCACCGUGCCCCAGCCGUGCCUGGAUGGACAGACAGACAGCAUCUCCUAUGGCACCUCCCCGGGCUUGGACAGCCUGCUGAAGCCUGUGCAGGUGGUGAAGGCCCAGCAGAGGAGCAGCUGGGUCUCCAUGCUCUCCACCAGCCCUGGCUCAGACACCAGUUACGCCCUUGGCAGCAGCUCCCACUCGCUCCUCACCGACGACUCUGACGCCCACCCUGCUGCCUGCCCGUCCCCUGCCAGCUCCCGGGGCAGCCCCUGCCCACCCUCCCCAAGCAUCAGGUCUCACUCUGGAGAAGCUUUUGGUCUGAGUCCCCAGCAGCCCAGGGCAGCCUGCUCCACCAAAGCCAACACCUCCCCAGCCCAGAAGGGACAGGCCAGCAGCUGUCCCCCCUCCAUCCUCAACUCUGCAGGUGACAUCCCAGUGCUGCUGGUGAACGGCUGCCUGGAGCACGGAGAUGAAGCUUCCAGGCCAGCCAAGAAGCCCCCAGCCUCUGCCAAGCAGACCUCUCCUCCCAGCUGCAGCCCCACCCUGAGGCUGGGUGGCUUGAACAACGCUCUGUCAGCACCAGCACUCUCCUGUGUCCCUGACAGUCCCUUCAGGGCUGGGCAGCCCACUAUGAAGUUUGUGAUGGACACAUCAAAGUAUUGGUUCAAGCCGAGCAUGACGAGGGACCAAGCCAUCCAGCUGCUGAGGGACAAGGAGCCAGGCACGUUCGUGGUGCGGGACAGCACGUCCUACCGGGGGUCCUUUGGGCUGGCCAUGAAGGUUCCCAGCGCUGCCCCCAGCAGCCACACAGGGGACGACAGUGGAGACCUCGUCAGGCACUUCCUCAUCGAGUCGUCUGCCAGAGGAGUGCACCUGCGAGGGGCCAGUGAGGAGCUCUACUUUGGAAGCCUCUCUGCCUUCGUGUACCAGCAUGCCAUCACCCCCCUGGCACUGCCCUGCAAGCUGAGCAUCCCCACCAGAGAUCUUGCUGAUGGAGAAGACAGCUCUGACUGUGCUGCAGGACCCACGCUGGCCCCACUGAAGCAGGCUGCUGUGUGCAACGUCCUGUACCUCAGCUCUGUGAACGUGGAGACCCUGACAGGAGCCCCAGCCAUCCAGAAGGCCAUUUCCAGCACCUUCGAGCUGGAGACCCUCCCCACACCCACCCUGGUGCACUUCAGAGUGACUGAGCAGGGCAUCACCCUCACAGACAUCCAGAGGAAGGUGUUUUUCAGGAGACACUACCCCCUGGCUGCCCUCAGGUUCUGUGGGAUGGAUCCUGAGAACAGAAAGUGGCAGAAGUACUGCAAGUCCUCGAGGAUCUUCGGGUUUGUGGCCAAGAGCCAGACGGAUUCACAGAACCUCUGCCACCUGUUUGCAGAGUACGACAGCGUGCAGCCCGCGGCACCUCUCAUCCACCUCCUCUGCCAGCUCCUGCCAGGCCCAUAG
Messenger RNA from Indicator indicator, 2154 nucleotides. RefSeq names its product tensin 4 (gene TNS4). The transcript has 12 exons. The record is from RefSeq and is a predicted model, not a curated record. NCBI's taxonomy places the organism in Eukaryota, Metazoa, Chordata, Aves, Piciformes, Indicatoridae. Gene Ontology annotation, molecular function: protein binding. Bases 1 to 2154 code for a protein of 717 amino acids.